AGGCAGCCAUCAACGCUGCAUUAGCAACGACACACGUUCACCUUGUUGGACGCCGUCGAAAAUGGUGUUUACCUUGUUGAACCAGUCUGGGUUUUUCUUCUUGGCCAGCGCCAAAGUGGAGCCGAAGCCCGCCAUGAGGCCCAAAGACGCCACCGUGCUCAGAAAGGCUGCACCUGCACACAGAGGCACUUUAGGCAGUACGUGUUUAACCUUUUAACAGUCUGUUCGCUCGCCUCUUUCCGUCUACAACGAGAACAAGUUGAGCGGGGACGUAAGCAACAUGUCGUUGGAUAAAGAAAACACGCCUCCAAGCCUGAACACCGCGCGCAUCUUGGCGUCGAAAACAGCGCGCAAAAUCUUCUACGACACGUCGAGCAAAAGCAUAAAGAAGAGCGGCAGUGAAGAGACGGAGCCUCUACUGAAGGACAACCCCCGCCGCUUUGUCAUCUUCCCCAUCCAGUACCACGACAUCUGGCGCAUGUACAAGAAGGCCGAGGCGUCUUUCUGGACAGCAGAAGAGGUGGACCUGUCCAAGGACCUGCAGCACUGGGAAACUCUGAAGGAAGACGAGAAGUUCUUCAUCUCUCACGUGUUGGCCUUCUUCGCCGCCAGCGACGGCAUCGUCAACGAGAACCUGGUGGAGCGCUUCACACAGGAAGUGCAGGUGACGGAGGCGCGCUGUUUCUACGGUUUCCAGAUCGCCAUGGAGAACAUUCACUCUGAGAUGUACAGCCUCCUCAUUGACACCUACAUCAAAGACCCCAAAGAAAGAGAGUACCUCUUCAACGCCAUCGAGACCAUGCCGUGUGUUAAGAAGAAGGCUGACUGGGCGCUCAACUGGAUCGGCAACAAGAACGCCACCUAUGGUGAGCGUGUGGUGGCCUUUGCUGCCGUGGAGGGGAUCUUUUUCUCUGGCUCUUUUGCUGCCAUCUUCUGGCUGAAGAAACGUGGCCUGAUGCCCGGCCUGACGUUCUCCAACGAGCUCAUCAGCAGAGAUGAGGGUCUCCACUGCGACUUCGCUUGUCUGAUGUUCAAGCACCUGCUCAACAAGCCAUCCGUCCACACAGUCACCACCAUCAUCAAGAACGCGGUGGAGAUUGAACAGGAGUUCCUGACUCAGGCACUGCCUGUCAAUCUCAUCGGGAUGAACUGCAAGCUAAUGAAGCGUUACAUAGAGUUUGUCGCCGACAGGCUGAUGAUGGAGCUCGGCUUUGACAAGAUAUACCGUGUGGAGAACCCCUUUGACUUCAUGGAAAACAUCUCUCUGGAGGGAAAGACCAACUUCUUUGAGAAGCGUGUUGGCGAGUACCAGAGAAUGGGUGUCAUGGCCGCCACCACUGGCAACACCUUCACGCUGGAUGCUGACUUCUGACCACACACACUCAUCUGCAGCUCCUGGAUUGUGUCUUUUUAUUCCGUGUGACUUGUCGCAGGUCCUGGACUCUAUGCUUAUAAGCAAUUUGAUGGACACCGUUGACGGCAAUAAGAAACUGCUGCAAGUUGCAGAGGAUGAUGAUCUGAAGCAAAGUAUACAAUUAAAAAGGUAAAAGAG
This is a messenger RNA of Dunckerocampus dactyliophorus (ringed pipefish), 1552 nucleotides long. RefSeq names its product ribonucleoside-diphosphate reductase subunit M2. Gene Ontology annotation, molecular function: ribonucleoside-diphosphate reductase activity, thioredoxin disulfide as acceptor. The transcript is spliced from 12 exons. The coding region runs from base 281 to 1372 and encodes 363 amino acids. Gene Ontology annotation, biological process: deoxyribonucleotide biosynthetic process. The record is from RefSeq and is a predicted model, not a curated record. Gene Ontology annotation, cellular component: cytosol. NCBI's taxonomy places the organism in Eukaryota, Metazoa, Chordata, Actinopteri, Syngnathiformes, Syngnathidae.